Messenger RNA from Salvelinus namaycush (lake trout), 2010 nucleotides. Its product is annotated as microtubule-associated protein RP/EB family member 1-like. Gene Ontology annotation, cellular component: spindle midzone; microtubule organizing center; microtubule plus-end. The coding region runs from base 130 to 906 and encodes 258 amino acids. NCBI's taxonomy places the organism in Eukaryota, Metazoa, Chordata, Actinopteri, Salmoniformes, Salmonidae. The record is from RefSeq and is a predicted model, not a curated record. Gene Ontology annotation, biological process: spindle assembly; regulation of microtubule polymerization or depolymerization; protein localization to microtubule plus-end. The transcript is spliced from 7 exons. Gene Ontology annotation, molecular function: microtubule plus-end binding.
GCCAAGAGGAAGGAACAAGGCACGUAAGAAUUAAAACGCCGGUGAACGGCGAGAAAGUUUGGUGUAUCCACAAGUUUUAACCUUUUUGUAAUUUAAUUCAACCAGUGGAAGAUUAAGAAAAUCUAGAAGAUGGCUGUGAACGUUUACUCCACAUCUGUGACCGGCGACAACCUUAGUCGCCAUGAUAUGCUUUCUUGGAUCAACGAGUCUGUACAGAUGAACUACGCCAAGAUUGAGCAGUUGUGCUCAGGUGCCGCUUACUGUCAGUUCAUGGACAUGCUUUUCCCUGGAUGCAUCCCUUUGAAGAAGGUAAAAUUUCAGGCAAAACUAGAGACUGAGUUCCUCCACAACUUCAAACUUCUGCAGACCAGUUUUAAGAAGAUUGGGGUUGACAAGAUCAUUCCUGUGGAUAAAUUGAUAAAAGGCAAGUUCCAGGACAACUUUGAGUUUGUGCAGUGGUUCAAGAAAUUAUUUGAUGCCAACUACGAUGGAAAGGAGUAUGACCCACUCGGUGCUCGCCAGGGCCAGGACACUGCUCCUACACCCAACCCAGGGCAGGUCGCAUCCAAGCCAAGGAAGCCCACCACUGCUCCCACGAGGUCUACAACGACAGUAACCAAACCCCCGCCCAGGUCAGCAGGGAGUGCUUUGCGGAGGCCCGGCGGGGCAGAGGACGUGGAAAGGGUGGAGCUAGCCCAGGAGGUCAGUUCCCUGAAGGCCACUGUCCAGGACAUGGAGAAAGAGAGAGACUUUUAUUUUGGAAAGCUGAGGUCCAUUGAGGUCAUCUGCCAAGAAGUGGAUGGAGAGGCAGAUACAACUAUGCAGAAGAUUAUGGAUGUUCUAUACGCCACUGAUGAGGGGUUUGUUAUUCCUGAUGCUGAAGGAGAAGAACCAGAAGAGUUCUGAUGAAAAUGGACACAACUGCAGUUCAUACCUUAAUCACACACUUCAAUACACACACACAAGUUUGCAUGUGCAACGUUCAUGCGCACUCUUUGGGUCUAAUGAACAUGCACUUACUCACACUGUGGAUUAAGUUGCCUCUGGAUUAUACACUGCCUGCCACCUUGGUCCAAGUGUUUGUUGGACCAAGUGUUAUUUUUUUUUUUUUGGACCAUAAAAUAAAUUUCAGAGACCCUGCUAAUCCAGCCACCAGAGAAGAAGAACCCUGGAUAAAAUUCCAAUGGGUUUUUAUUUUCUGGGGGUUUUCUGCCUUGUUCUUAUUCUGGCCUUUUCUGUGCCUUUAAAUUUAGGCCUGUUACUUUUGAAAUGUGUUCAGGUUGUCUUUUUAUUCCUUAUAUAUUUCCAAUUGACCUAAACAGUACUGUACUAGAUUAUUUUGAUAUGAUAUUUGCAAAUAUGAGUAAUUCUUAAAUAUAUAUGAAUGUAUACUCUGCCAAUUGAAAUUAUUGUAAUUUUUAUGGUAUGUUUACACACAUUCAUUAUAUACUUAAGAGUUAAUUUGUGGUUUAGGCGAUCAGCGUUUGUAUUUAGUUUGUUUUUUAUCUCCGCAGGUAUUCAUCACAUUACUUUUUUGAUUUUUCAAUGAAAUUAAGUGUUUUUAUUGAGCACCUUAAAUAAAAAAAAGAAUGUACUUCUUACCUAAAAGCAAAAUUAUAAGACUCAUUCUGCCAUUUGUGUAUUGUAUGUAGGCUAGAGUUGCACUCCACUGACCUGUGUUCUAAUUUACUUCCUCAUGUAAGCCAAAGACAGGAUGUAUGGUUGCCAGUCCACACAGUGAAGAAAUACAUCCCUCUAGUCUACAGUUAGAGCAGAACUAUACACUCUUAGCAGAGGAACUGAGAGCUCUCUUUUAGUAGGAAGUCUGUUUGUGAAUUUAUUAGCAAUAUAAGGCUUCUACAGGCAUCACUUUUCUUUAAAAAUCAAGGUUUGAUUGGAAAAACUAGAUGUGUUUUUUAGGUUGAAGAAAUAACUUUUUAACUUCUAUGUGAUGUUAACUGAAAUUGAUUUAGAAUGUGUAUAUUUAUCUGCUCAUUAAAAUGUCCUGAC